AAAAAUGAAUUUAAGUUAGAGGUGGUCAAUUUCCCGUGUUUGGAUGAGACGCCUGUUCUUCCCUAAGGCUUCCAUGGCCUCCUCUAUCCUUGCCGUUGCCCGAUCGCAUUUCCGUCCCCUUUCCGUCCCUUCCUCACGCCUAUCUCUACCAUUUCACCUAAUUUCAUUCGUUUUUUCUGCUAGUCGCCCCAUUUCAACUGCCUCUUGCGCCUCACCCACGCCGCUAUUUGCUCUUGACGAUUCUUCAUCUGAUUUCUGUCAGUUCCCGAAUAUCUUUGGCUUUAUGUCUGACAAGAGGGAAAUCCUGAAGAAUGAUUCCAAGGUGCUUCUAAAGGGACUCUCUUACACUGAGCUUGAGAAAUGGGUUCAAUCACGAGGAUACAGACCUGGCCAAGCUUUAAUGCUGUGGAAACGUCUUUAUGGAGAUAACAUUUGGGCACAUACCGGCGAUGAAUUAGAAGGUUUAAACAAAUAUUUUAAGAAAAUGUUGAUUGAAAACGCUGAAUUCAGGGCGCUGUCAUUGAGGGAAAUUCUCCCUUCAUCUGAUGGAACUAGGAAGAUUUUGUUCGAUCUGGAAGAUGGAUUGAUAAUAGAAACUGUUGUUAUACCUUGCGAUAGAGGCAGGACUACUGUUUGCGUUUCAAGUCAAGUGGGCUGUGCCAUGAACUGUCAAUUCUGCUACACUGGCAGGAUGGGCCUGAAGAGACAUCUGACUGCUGCUGAGAUAGUAGAACAGGCAGUUUUUGCCAGGCGUUUACUUACUAGUGAAGUGGGUUCUAUUACUAAUGUCGUGUUUAUGGGAAUGGGAGAGCCACUUCACAACAUUGACAAUGUCACUAAAGCAGCAAACAUAAUGGUUCAUGAACAAGGCCUUCAUUUCAGUCCCCGCAAGGUCACUGUCUCAACCAGUGGACUUGUACCUCAGCUAAAACGUUUCCUUCGUGAAUGUGACUGUGCUUUAGCUGUUAGUUUGAAUGCAACUACUGAUGAGGUUAGGAAUUGGAUCAUGCCAAUUAACAGGAAAUAUAAGUUAGGCUUGCUUCUUCAGACUUUAAGGGAGGAACUUUGCUCGAAACACAAUUACAAGGUUUUUUUUGAAUAUGUGAUGCUUGCUGGGGUUAAUGACGGCCUGGAAGAUGCGAAGAGGCUGGUUGAUCUUGUCCAGGGUAUUCCAUGCAAGAUUAAUCUUAUUUCAUUUAAUCCACAUAGUGGAUCUCAGUUCAGACCUACCCGCAGGGAGAAGAUGAUUGAGUUUCGGAAUGUUUUGGCUGAAGCUGGGUUGACUGUUUUCUUGCGACUAAGUAGAGGCGACGACCAGAUGGCUGCCUGUGGUCAGUUGGGCAAACCUGGUACUAUUCAAGCUCCUUUACUCCGUGUUCCAGAACAAUUUCAAAUGGCAAUGAAAUUGGCUCUCUAGUUCUUUUUGUUCCUACAACAAGGUGCAGCAUUGGCAUGACUCCAUCGAUGUCAAACCUGUUGAUAUUGCAUCUGCUUGCAUAUGGCAGUAGAUGGUGUGCUUAUUUAUGGGCGAUGGUUAGAAGAACUCCUGCCUGUCUUUAGAUUUUACUAGUUCUCUCGGAGGGACACCUAAAUUUCAACCCCAUAUUGAAAAAAGUUAUUACUCAAGGUCUUAAAUUUUAGGCCAUUCUUCAGUUUCA
Messenger RNA from Momordica charantia (bitter melon), 1658 nucleotides. RefSeq names its product Radical SAM superfamily protein. Gene Ontology annotation, biological process: rRNA base methylation; tRNA methylation. NCBI's taxonomy places the organism in Eukaryota, Viridiplantae, Streptophyta, Magnoliopsida, Cucurbitales, Cucurbitaceae. Gene Ontology annotation, molecular function: RNA methyltransferase activity; iron-sulfur cluster binding. The record is from RefSeq and is a predicted model, not a curated record.